Prinia subflava (tawny-flanked prinia) is the source of this 3554-nucleotide messenger RNA. RefSeq names its product zinc finger protein 271-like. NCBI's taxonomy places the organism in Eukaryota, Metazoa, Chordata, Aves, Passeriformes, Cisticolidae. Gene Ontology annotation, cellular component: nucleus. Gene Ontology annotation, biological process: regulation of transcription by RNA polymerase II. Gene Ontology annotation, molecular function: sequence-specific DNA binding; DNA-binding transcription factor activity, RNA polymerase II-specific. The transcript is spliced from 5 exons. The record is from RefSeq and is a predicted model, not a curated record. The coding region runs from base 1070 to 3421 and encodes 783 amino acids.
CAUUCCUGCUCCUACUCACGUAUUCCCUGUCCCAGGCCCAGAUUUUUGGUCCCACUCCUAAUCCCUGUCCUCAUUCCCGGUCUCAUUCCAAGUCCCUUUCUCGUAUUUUGAAUCCCUCUCCCGGUCCUGCUCCCAUUCUCGGCCCCUGUCCCUAUUCCUAGUCCUGUCCCCAUUCUCUGUCCCACUCCCAGUCCCGGUCCCCAUACCCGAUCGUGUCCCGCAUUCCCGGUGCCAGAGCCCAUUCGCGCUCUCAUUCCCGAUCCCUGUCCCCAUUGCUGCCACGAUUCCCAGUCCCCGUCCCCAAUUCCCGGUCGCAUUCACAGUCUUUGGCCACAUUCCCGGCUCCAGUCCCGUAUUUGCGGUCCCAUUCUUGUUCUCGGUCCCGUACUACCGCCCUCUGUCCCGAUUCCCGGUCCCCAUUGCCAGUCCCUGCCACCAUUCCUGUCCCCAAUCCCGCUCCCCGUCCGCUGUCACCGGACGCCGCCGCCAUCGCUCCGGCCCUGCCCGGGCCCUCACCGGCCCGAAGAAACCCCGCGCCUCUCCCGCCCACCAAUCACAGCGCGCGAUCGCUCCUCGAUUUGCAUAACCACGCCCUCUGCCUUGGCCCCGCCCAGCGCCGGCUGCAGCCGCCUCCGGGCGCUGUUUGCUCCCAGCUCCCUCCCAGUGCUCCCAGUAAGAGCCAGACUGGGAGGGAAAGCGCCUCCAAAUCCUUCUCGCUUCUCUCAGGAUCGCUCCCGGCGCUCUCAAUAUCGCUCUCAGUGCCGCGCGUGGCGCAGUCCCUUUGGAAUUCUCCCCAGGGCAGAGCGCGGCUGCUUUUGGGUGUCGGCACCUCCCGCUCUAGGCUUGGGGAGGAGGAGGAGCGGGAGGAGGAGGAGAAGGAAAGGAAGGAGCGGGAGGAAGAGGAGGAGAAUGAACAGGAUCGACAAAGGAGGUGGAAAAGGAAGAGGAGGAGCCGGAGGAGCAGCAGCAGCAGCAGCAAGAGCCCGCGGUUCCCUCGGCUGCCCCCUCAGGCCGCCGCUCCCCCGGCUCCCGCAGCAUCGCCGCCCCGGAACCCGCAGACCUGGGCUCGAUGAAGGAGGAGGGGGCCCCGAGGAAGAGGAAGAUAUUGCAGGAGCCCCAAGCAGAUAUGGAGCUGAGCACCGAGGCCAGCGAGGAGAAAUCCUUACGGCAGAACCUCAUGGAAGAGGCCGUUGUGAGUGGCCCCACGACGCAGGAAUUGAAUGGGGAGGAAAAGCCUCGGAGAUCCCGCACGAGGAGGGGCUGCAAAAGCAGAUCUCGAGCAUCUGAGGAGGAAAGAUCUACCCUGGGCCGCGGAGGUGGCCGGAGCUCAGAGCUGGAGGUCCCUGAGCAGCUGCAGGAUGGGGAGAAGCCCCACAAGUGCUCAAAAUGUGGGAAGAGCUUCAGCCACAGAUCCUCCCUGAUCCGCCACCAGGUCAGCCACACUCUGGAGAUGCCCUUUGAGUGUGAUAAAUGUAGGAAGAGGUUUCAGAGCAGCACCUGUCUCCUCAGGCAUUACAGGAUUCACAGGGAUGAGAGGCCCUUCCGCUGCCCCGACUGUGGGAUGGGCUUCAAGUACAAUUUUGCCCUCAUCACCCACCGGCGCAUCCACACCGGGGAGAGGCCCUACGAGUGUGGGGAGUGUGGGAAGAGCUUCACCCAGAGCUCCACCCUGACUGCCCACCAGAGGAGACACACGGGAGAACGGCCCUAUGAGUGUGGGGAGUGUAGGAAGAGCUACAAGACAAGCUCUGAACUGAUCAUUCACCAGAGGAGCCACACUGGGGAACGACCCUAUGAGUGUGGGGAGUGUGGGAAGAGCUUCACCCGGAGGUGCCACCUGCUCUGGCACCAGAGGAGCCACAAGGGCUCUACAGCCUACAAGGAAUGUUCCUAUGAGUGUGGGGAGUGUGGGAAGACCUUGAGAUCAAGCUCUGAACUGAUUGUCCACCAAAGGAGCCACACUGGGGAACGGCCCUAUGAAUGUGGGGAGUGUGGGAAGAGAUUCAUGUCGAGAUCCCACCUGAUUGCGCACCAGAAGAUCCACACGGGGGAACGGCCAUACGAGUGCGAUAAAUGCAGGAAGAGGUUUCAGACCAGCACCAAUCUCCUCAUGCACCAGAGGAUUCACACGGAUGAGAGGCCCUUCCGCUGCCCCAACUGUGGGAAGGGCUUUAUACAAAACUCCACCCUCAUCAGCCACCGGCGCAUCCACACUGGGGAGAGGCCCCAUGAGUGUCCCCAGUGUGGGAAGAGCUUCUCAUGCAGAUCCGAUCUGAUCAAACACCAGAGGAUCCACACGGGGGAACGGCCCUAUGAGUGUGGGGAGUGUGGGAAGAGCUUCAGUUUUAGCUCUGGCCUAAGUGUCCACCAGAGGAUCCACACGAAGGAGAAGCCCUACGAGUGUGAACAAUGCAAGAAGAGGUUUACCGCCAGCUCCCAUCUCCUCGUGCACCGGCGGAUUCACAGAGAUGAGAAGCCCUUCCGUUGCCAUGACUGUGGGAUGGACUUCAGGGACAGCUCUGCCCUCAGCAAGCACCGGCACAUCCACACCGGGGAGAAGCCCUACGAGUGUCCCCAGUGUGGGAAGAGCUUCAGACACAGCCAGAACCUAAUUAUCCACCAGAGGAGCCACACAGGAGAACAGCCCUACAAUUGUGAGGAGUGUGGGAAGAGCUUCAGCCAGAGACCUCACCUGACCCGCCACCAGAGAAGCCACACCAGGGAGAGGCCCUACGAGUGUGACCAAUGCAAGAAGAGGUUUCAGAGCAGCUCAAAUCUCCUCAAGCACCAGCGGACUCACACGGAUGAGAGGCCCUUCCGCUGCCCUGACUGCGGGAUGGGCUUCCAGCGAAACUCCCACCUCACCAGGCACCGGCGCAUCCACACCGGGGAGAGGCCCUAUGAGUGUCCCGAGUGUGGGAAGAGCUUCAACGAUAGCUCUGCCUUGAUCGUCCACCAGAGGAGUCACACAGGGGAACGGCCCUACAAGUGUGAGGAGUGUGGGAAGAGCUUCAACCAGAGCCCCCACCUAAUUAUCCACCAGAGGAGCCACACAGGGGAGAGACCCUACAAGUGUGACCAAUGCAAGAAGAGGUUUCAGAGCAGCUCAAGUCUCCUCCUGCACCAGCGGAUUCACACGGAUGAGAGGCCCUUCCGCUGCCCCGUCUGUGGGAAGGGCUUCAAGUACAACUCCCACCUCGUCACCCACCGGCGCAUCCACACCGGGGAGAGGCCCUACGAGUGUCCCCAGUGUGGGAAAAGGUUUUCCAAGAGCUCUCACUUGACCCAACACCAACAGAGAGAAGCCCUGCAAGUGCCCCCAGUGCAGAAAGAGCUUCAUUCGCUGCUCCAGCUCCAUCCCCCAUGGGAGGAUCUACACUGGAUGAUUCCCACUGACGCCUGGAGGGGAGAGCCCUGGUGAUCUGUGUUGGGUACACACCUAGCUGGGGGCUCCACAUCCUCCUAGCUCCCUGUGGCCUGGAUUAUCUUUUGUUUUCUCUUUAUUCUUUCAAAACACCCAAAAUCAGGGUAAAAAUAAAGAUGUAUAACUAAGA